Messenger RNA from Phaedon cochleariae (mustard beetle), 980 nucleotides. The record is from the annotation of a GenBank genome assembly. NCBI's taxonomy places the organism in Eukaryota, Metazoa, Arthropoda, Insecta, Coleoptera, Chrysomelidae.
AGUUUUUAGGUUAUGUUUUGUUUUGUUAGAAAAAUAAGGAAAAAUGAGUCAAAAAUUUCUGUUUUUGGUUCUUUUCAUUUCACAAUUUUCUCAGAUUUCAUGAAGCAAGCACUAUAAAAAAACAAGACAAAUUCAACCGAUCCUGAUUCGUAUAAAUGUGAACAUAAUAAUAAUGUUCUCAAAUAUUGCAAAAUGGACAAAAAGAUGAUGUAUGCCUUCAGAGGAUGGAUAGCUUUUUUAGCUUUUGUGGAUCUAGGUACUGCAGCAAGAAGUUAUAUAGAAAAGAGGUCUUUCUUAAGCAAGACAAUUUCAGAUGUUCAAGAAUAUGUAGAUGAAGAAUUCACGACUUCAAGAGUUUUAGGUUUAUACUCAGUUCUGAAGGCAAUAGUUCUGAUACAUUGUACUUUGUUUAUACACUACAAACCAAUUGUUAGUAUGGGAAUCUGUUCACUGAUCCUGACCAUAAUACUUUAUUUCACUGAAACUAUUUAUUUCAAAGCAGCAACUCUCAAUUUCUAUGUAUUAUUUCCCUGCAUAUUAAAUAUUGUUACUCUAGUUGGCUUGGUAUAUUUGCCAACACAUUUGAAAAUAUGGGAGUAUCAAGAAAACGAAGGACACUCCAAAAGUGGCUUGAUUAAAAGGAAACGCCAUUUCAAGACUAAUAAUUGAUUCAAGAUUUGUUGUCACAGCUUACCCCACCAGAUUUUGUCACUUUCACUUAUAUCACUGAUAUUGAUGCACUGAUUUGAAGGCAUGUUCAGAAAGAAGAAGCAAAUACAUCUCAAAUCACAAGAGUAAUUUGAGUAUUCAAUAACACUUGGGAAGCUUCUUGCUAAUUUUUUAAGACAACAGAAGUUUAUGUAUGCAGUUUUCAUUAGUAGUGUAUAAUAAAGCAUAAUAAUAUCAGUUCUUAAACAAUCAACUCUGAUGAGAGUUUGAUUUCCCAAAUGAUUCAAUUAAAGCAUAACAAUGAUUUUGAA